GGCACAUUCACAUCACUCGCGAAGGGUAGCCUGGCUUUUAUCCCAAGGGGCGUUGAUCGAGCUCGCUACCUAGCUGGUUUUCACACAGUCACAAGUUCCUUUAUCUUCUAUAUUCCACUGUAGAGGCUGUUAGAUUUCUUGGGAUUCAAGCGUACGCUGAGGCCAAUCACGUUGUUGGUGUCAAGUCUUGCGGCGCCAAGAUCUACUUUGUUUCCCUUUUUUGGGUCAGUUGUUGCUAAAGUCAGUGCGCAUUGAUAGCGCCUGACUAUAAAACACCAAUUUUUGGACAUUACGACUUUUCCUCAGUUCACGCAUAGCAGACUGAGCGACAACAUCGCUAGUCCUCCAUUUCGUCUUAUAGGUUGUGCAAUUUCUGCUUGAUUUCUGCUCAGCGUGCCUUUUUGCCGAUCAAUCAUAUGGCAUGUGGCUGUUCAUUUAUAUACAUAAAGCAAAGACGUUCCCUCCAUUCCCUCCUUUCCUUCAAAAAUGCGCAUCUUUUCCCUUUUCAAGUCGUUGCUGCUCAUCGCUGGGGCUGUCAUUCCAUGGCGGGUAGCGGCGGGCGAAGGUCCCAGCGAUGUCAUAGACCUUACUUCAGCUAACUUUGGCGCUGAGACGCAGAAAGCUGGCCCUUUACUGGUCGAGUUCUUUGCGCCGUGGUGUGGCCAUUGUAAAGCGCUCGCUCCUCACUAUGAGGAAGCUGCAACAGCUUUGAAGGAGAAGAACAUCACGUUGGCGAAGGUCGAUUGCGUUGACCAGGCGGACCUUUGCUCAGAAAGUGAUAUACUAGGUUACCCAACGCUGAAGAUCUACAGAAAGGGGAAACCGACAGAAUAUAGAGGGCCUCGCCAAGCCGGUGACAUCAUCAGUUACAUGACCAAACAAUCUCUCCCGGCCGUCUCGACUGUUGCCUCUGAGAAUCUCGAAGAGUUCAGGGUCGCUGAUAAGGUCGUUGUGCUUGCGUAUGCUACUUCUACCGAAGAAGCCCCCAUUCCUGCCUUCUCUUCCGUUGCUGAGACCUACCGUGACGAUUACCUGUUCGGUUUAACGACCGAUGAGGUGGCCAUCAAAGAGGCUGGCGUCACCCCACCUGCUAUCGUUCUUUACAAAAAGUUCGAUGAGGGUCGCAACGACUUCCCUUCCGAGAAAAUCGCCUCCACCGACAUCGCUUCUCUAGCCGACUGGAUCAGAUCCAAUGCUGUUCCUCUCAUUGACGAGAUGUCUGGAGAGAACUACCACCUUUCUGCAACAUCUCGCCUCCCACUUGCUUAUAUCUUCAUUGAACCAACCGAUCUUAAGCGGGAAGAGCUGAUCAAGGAACUCAGCCCCAUUGCUAAAGAACGAAAGGGUGUCGUUAACUUUGUCUGGAUUGAUGCGAUCAAAUUCGUUGAACACGCAAAAUCUCUUGGUCUCACAGAGGCUAAGUGGCCAAGCUUUGUGAUCCAAGAGAUCAAAAGUCAGCUCAAGUACCCAUUGGAUCAAUCCACUGAGGUCAAUUUCAAGACCGUCGGUGAAUUUGUCAAGAAUUUUGUUGCUGGCAAGUUACAGCCCAAGUUGAAGACCGAGCCUGUUCCCGAGGAGCAAACUGAGAAGUACUACAGUUGGGGACAACAAUUUCUUGCACGUUUUUUGUGACGAAAUAGUCGCGGG
Cantharellus anzutake is the source of this 1647-nucleotide messenger RNA. Its product is annotated as thioredoxin-like protein. Gene Ontology annotation, biological process: response to endoplasmic reticulum stress; protein folding. The transcript is spliced from 4 exons. Gene Ontology annotation, cellular component: endoplasmic reticulum. Bases 487 to 1632 code for a protein of 381 amino acids. The record is from RefSeq and is a predicted model, not a curated record. Gene Ontology annotation, molecular function: protein disulfide isomerase activity. Lineage: Eukaryota; Fungi; Basidiomycota; Agaricomycetes; Cantharellales; Hydnaceae.